AUGGCUGACUUCCCCGAGGAGUGUCUUGCACAAAAAGAAGACUAUCUAGAAUGUUUACACCACACAAAAGAAAGACAACGAGCAAAACUAAUUAAACAGGAGGAAAUCAGGCAACGAAAAAAGGCGGAAGAAGCAGCACGUAAACAUGCCGAUUCUGCGGCAAAAAGUAAAGUAUUUAGACUCGGUAUAAUUGAAAAACCUUCUGGAGAAAGUGAGAGCGAAAAUUCGAGUCGAUGA
Molecule: messenger RNA, 237 nt
Organism: Ambispora gerdemannii
Lineage: Eukaryota; Fungi; Glomeromycota; Glomeromycetes; Archaeosporales; Ambisporaceae
Source: the annotation of a GenBank genome assembly